This is a messenger RNA of Cuscuta campestris, 1394 nucleotides long. The record is from the annotation of a GenBank genome assembly. NCBI's taxonomy places the organism in Eukaryota, Viridiplantae, Streptophyta, Magnoliopsida, Solanales, Convolvulaceae.
AAUUUUCUCUUCUUUUUUCCCCCUUUUUUCUUUCAAAAGUGUUCUUUGUUCUUCAUAAACAGAGAUAAAUAACAACAAAUCACACAUUUAAACAAUAAUCGAAUCAUCUUCUGCCCAAUUUUUCUUUUCCGAUCGAAACUCCAUUUACAGAUUCCGUUGUCUGCGUUGUGUGAGGAUGCGAUACAAGAAGGGGAAUUUGGUUGAAGUGUUGGAUGAAAGCAAACCGCCCUUUGGCUCUCGGCGUUGUGCAGAGGUUGUUGGUAAAACCGGAGACGACUAUGUCGUCCGGUACAACGCUCAGGACACAUCAGGGGUAUUUUUGGAAAUGGUGCCGAAGAAGUCAAUCCGGCCUUGCCCCCCACUUGUGGAGCUUUCGGGAAGAUGGGCACCCGGGGACGUGGUUGAGGUGUUUCUCAACUGCACAUGGAGAAUGGCAAUAGUGUCUAAGGUGAUGAAGAAGAAGCACAUUUUGGUGCGGUUGGUCGGGUCUUCAAACGAGUUCAAAGUCGAGAAUUGUAACGUUCGCGUGAGGCAAUUGUGGAAGGACGGCCGGUGGGCCAUAGUCGGAAAGGAUCCAACUAAGAAUUUGACUAACACUUCACGUGUUCGAUCUAUCAUAACGAAAUCAAGAGCGAAUCCUCGCGGAAAACAUGAGCGCAAACUUCAUAACAUCAACGUCCCGUGCAUCGGCUUUUCAAGAACUCGAAAGAGAGGGCUAUGGACACAUACGCAUCCUCGGAGAGAAGACGACAACGGAGCCAAAUCGGAUAGUGCUAAUGUGUGUAGCUCCGUCGGGAGUUGCAGCGGUGCCGCCACUAGCCCCAAGUUCUCAGUGGGGCCUGCGUGCGACACCGACGCGCGGGAAAGCGAGGGGGAGUCGGUCCGCGAAGAAAUCCACCGGCUCGAAUUGCGUGCAUACCGCGCGACGAUCGAGGCAUUGUAUGCUUCGGGUCCUUUGAGCUGGGAACAGGAAACGUUGAUCACAAAUCUUCGCGGGUACCUCAAUAUAUCUAACGACGAGCACUCGUUGGAGUUGAGGAAUUUGAUAUCAAAUGCCUCAUCAAGCUUUUCAAAUGUCAGCUGAGACUGCAUUUAACCUAAGUUGCACGGAGACGAGGACGGGAACGGGUAAAUAUCAAACGUUCCAAAUUUUACAAAAAAAAGUGUCCGAACGUCCCCAAGUUAGGAUUCUCUCUACCUUUUAGCAGGCGUAAGGUCUGCGUACACACACUCUCGAGACCCUACUAUUAUAAAUUCAAGCUGAGACAAAAAAUGUAAGAAUCUUUUCUUUCUUUUUCUUGUAAAAAAAGCAAAAUGACAGAUGAUUUAGGAAAGCUAGCUAGCUCUGCUCUACCUAUAUUCAGUUAGCUAUGUAACAAAUUUUCAAGCUUUGU